CCCCAAACAAAACAAAACAAAACACAAAAAACUAUGAAAAAAACUGGAACAAUCGACCGUUAUAAAUCUUGCUCAUGCUCAUGACAAAGCUUACAAUAAUCCAUUUCAAGAACUUUGCGAGAACACACCUAUUGGCCGUAAUAUCGGAUCUGAGUGUAGACACGGACGGGACACAGAUCCAAAGAAACGAAGCAACUGCGGCACAAAGAGAGACUGUGGACCUUGUGUUGCGGACAGAAAAUCAACUCUUGUGUUGUCACCGAAGAAUCCUUUAACAUGCUUUUCUCAUGGCUCACCUUGUUGGCUGUAAUGGCAUCAGGUUCCGCUAUCACUCUCAAUGAUUGCCCUGCUGCGCUACCCAGAGACAAGUACUUGCAAGUCCACGGGGAUUCCUGCUUCCGGUUCGUCUUGACCCAUUACCGCUACUUCUUCGAUGCGGAGAGAGACUGUGAACACGAAAAAGGCACACUAGCCUUGGUGAAGACUUUUGAGGUCCAGGAAUAUCUGGCAAAGGAACUGGUCAAUACCUACGGUGUGCUUAAAAACACUAAGGUGUGGAUUGGUCUAAACGAUUUCGCUAAGGAAAACCAGUUUGUGUGGGAGGACGGAACAAAGCUCGUUCCUUCAGCAUACUCAAAUUGGGCACCUGAUAAUGGUCCUCGGGAUGGUUUGAUUCAACAUAAUUUGGAAGACUGCGUGUCAAUAGACGUCACUACCCACAAAUGGCACGAUCAUCACUGCACGGAUUUCCUGUUUUUUAUAUACGAAAAACCGUACGUGUGCGAGUAUAAGGUAUCUGCCCCAGCCACGUCACCAGCAACUACAACAAGUACAACAUCUGCCCCAGCCACGUCACCAGCAACUACAAGUACAACAUCUGCCCCAGCCACGUCACCAGCAACUACAACAAGUACAACAUCUGCCCGUUCCUCGUCACCUGCAACUACGAGUACAGCAUUUGUACCUAGCUCGUCCCCUGAAACCACGACGAUCACAAAGUCUACCCCGAGCUCCUCAACUCAGAGUAGCCAGGAGACGACUGUAUGCCCUCCCUUCAACUGUCACCUGGACUGUGGUUUGGAUGGCUACGCUCUCGACCCAGACACAGGCUGCUUUGUUUGUGAUUGCUCUGCCUAUUGACGUAAAACAUGAAACUGAUGUAACACUGUUGCUAACAAUGAGCAGUCAGUCCAAAAAAAAAGAGUUUUUCUAAGUAUUCCUAAAAGUUGUCAUUUAGACUAAUUGCUUAAGGACUGUGAAGAAAAAAAUCACGUUUUAAUUUUAAGAACUGUCCGUUUUCCUCUUUAAUCAUGAGACCAUGUACAUAAUAUAAUAGAGGCAGAUUUCUCUGCACUGCCCAUUUCCUACACUAGUUCAUAAUUUUUUUGACACUUUCUACAAAAUUUUGCACGACUUCCCCUCCCUGCCAAUGCGAUAUUGUCUGCGCAUGAUUGAAUAAGAGGGGUACUCUUCCACAACGUCUCAUUCUUCGUUUUGCGAUUGCUCUGACGAGGUUACAUUGUAAAAAGGGUAGAAACAUGUAUUGGCAUAAAUAAGAAGAAAGUAAAAUAUAAAACACACAGGCUAAAGAAGAAAUCUAAACUUGCCCAAAUUUGUACUGUAUGUAAACGGUUAAAGAGUAUGUGAUACAAGUGUUACAAUAAUACGAAUAGUAGUACUUUAUCCUUGUCACCUUUUUUCUUUUCCUUAUCGAUGUAUGGCACUCAUAAUAAAAACUCCUGCAUUCUUUAUGUGUAUAA
Molecule: messenger RNA, 1760 nt
Organism: Aplysia californica (California sea hare)
Lineage: Eukaryota; Metazoa; Mollusca; Gastropoda; Aplysiida; Aplysiidae
Exons: 2
Coding region: 277-1140 (287 amino acids)
Source: RefSeq, a predicted model, not a curated record